UAGGUAACUACAGCCUCAGAAAAAGCACCCACCCAGGAGUAACUGGAGAGAUCUAUGCAACUGGCAGCCUCCCAGUGAAGUGAAUUGUUUUGAGCCUGAGGCUCCAGCCAAUAUGAAAGUGCAUCUUCAAACCAUCAUCUGCGGGUGUGUUCUAGCCACAGUUCUACCGCUGGUGAAGGGCACAGUUCUACCGCUGGUGAAGGGCACAGUUCUACCGCUGGUGAAGGGCACAGUUCUACCGCUGGUGAAGGGCACAGUUCUACCGCUGGUGAAGGGCACAGUUCUACCGCUGGUGAAGGGCACAGUUCUACCGCUGGUCAAAGGCACCAAAGUUGACCUCAACUCCAACAUGAAAAAGAGAUUUAGAGUCUGGUUACAGAGCCGCACAAGAGAAGAUUUCUCUGCAGUGAACUCAGGGAUCCUCAGUGGACCAGGGCAGAGAGAGGAGACAGACCCCUCAGUAUUUCAUUCCAGGUCCAGAAGAUCCAUUGUGACCUCAGUGAAAAGACCAGGCUGUUCUCUGGGAACAUGCAGCCUGCAUGACCUGGCCCAUCGGCUACACAUCCUCAACAACAAGUUAAAAGUCAACAGAGCCCCGGAGGACAAGAUCAGCUCACAGGGUUACGGUCGCCGCCGCCGCAGGUCGCCACAGUCACUCCCACAGCGCUACGCAACGCUAAGUCUCCAAGCAGGCAGAGUGAGACUGAACUGCAGCAGAGAGUGCAGCCAAGGACUCCACCUACAGGCCAUCCCUCUCAGACAAACUUGAGACGGGCAGAGAACAGGAAGAGGAGUGUCGAUCUAGCGAAUAUCAAGCACUUUUUUUAAUGUUUGGGGCUGGCUGAGAUAUUACUGAGGUCCUAUUCCUGAGCAUUCCUUUCCUGCGUGUGGAAAAGGAUGGACAAGGUCAAUGGAGCAGGAAACAAUUUUCACGCCACUGGAUGGAAGAUAGAGGGGCGCAAGAAGGUGUGUGUGUGGGUGUGGGGUCUAAAAUAGGUGUGUGUGUGUGUGUGUGUGUGUGUGUGUGUGUGUGUGUGUGUGUAUUCCUGUUGCAGUGACUUCUGCACUCUCAGAGCUGUGGAACUUGACACACUUCUGUCUCUUUCCCAGCUCAGAAGACAUUCUCUCACCCCUGUGGCAGCAUAGAAAGAGUGGCUUGGUUGAACACUGUUGCUCCAAACCACACCACUGCACUAGGGCUAGGACUAGAGCUUAACCUCUAGACUAGAUUGGGGACUAGAGUUUAACCCUGAGACCAGACUGGGGCUUGGACUAGAGGUUAAUCCUUAAACUAGACCAGACUGGGACUAGAGGUUAAUCCCUAGACCAGAUUGGGGCUGGGACUAGUUGUUAAUCCUUAGACUAGGCUGGGACUAGAGCUUAACCCUUGGACUAGACUGGGGCUGGGACUAGAGCUUAACCCCUAGACCAGACUGGGACUAGAGCUUAACCCUUGGACUAGACUGGGGCUGGGACUAGAGCUUAACCCUUGGACUAGACUGGGGCUGGGACUAGAUCUUAACCCCUAGACCAGACUGGGACUAGAGCUUAACCCUUGGACUAGACUGGGGCUGGGACUAGAGCUUAACCCCUAGACCAGACUGGGGCUGGGACUAGAGCUUAACCCUUGGACUAGACUGGGGUUGGGACUAGAGUUUAACCCCUAGACUAGACUGGGGCUGGGACUAGAGUUUAACCCCUAGACCAGACUGGGGCUGGGACUAGAGCUUAACCCUUGGACUAGGCUGGGACUAGAGCUGGGCCAGGAGCCUAGCAGGAGACGAGGAGGACAUAUAACAUGCUCUUGACUGACUAAUUUCACACAUACCACCAAUAUCAGUUCAAAACAAUAUCAAUGGUGGUGAGAGACACUGUAACAUAAAUAUUUGGUCAAUGUAUUAUGUAUUGUGUACUCAUAAAGGAUUAUCUACUUGAACUUGAGUUUAUGUAUAUAGAGAUAAGUGCAAUGUAUAUACACAGCUAAUUGUUACCAAGUGUUGAUUUUUCAGUGUAACAUUUCUAGUGUUGAUUCAGGUGUUAACACUUACAGAGUGACUUUAACUUAAUUACCAGUGUUAAAACAAAACCACACCCUUCAUUAUCAUAUUUCCCAGCAUGCUCUAUUGCAGGAUGAAUUUUUUAGAAUUGUUUGUUUCAAUAUCUAUGUUUUUGCAUGUACAUUGAUUGAUUUAAUUCAUCUUAAGCUACUCAAAUAUACAUUUGUCUAAACUAAUCAAAUCUGUUACUUGGACUUUUUGUUCACCCAUUACUGAAAUGGUGGUUCCAGGUAAUAUGGUUUACGUCAGCGAUUUAAAACUAGGUUUGCCCAAGAGGCUGUAGUUGGUCUUCAACGGGGCCACUGAAAAUUGGUUCUAUCAGCAAAAAAUGUAUUAUCCCUUUUUUCAGGAUCCUGUCUGUCAAAGAUCAUUUGUAAAAAUCCAAAUAACUUCACAGAUCUUUAUUGUAAAGGGUUUAAACACUGUUUCCCAUGCUCGUUCAAUGAACCAUAAACAAGUAAUGAACAUGCACCUGUAGAACGGUCGUUAAGACACUAACAGCUUACAGACGGUAGGCAAUUAAGGUCGCAGUUAUGAAAACUUAGGACACUAAAGAAGCCUUUCUACUGACUCUGAAAAACACCAAAAUAAAUAUGUCCAGGGUCCCUGCUCAUCUGAGUGAACGUGCCUUAGGCAUGCUGCAAGGAGGCAUGAGGACUGCAGAUGUGGCCAGGGCAAUAAAUUGCAAUGUUUGUACUGUGAGACGGCUAAGACAGAUCUACAGGGAGACAGGACGGACAGUUGAUCGUCCUCGCAGUGGCAGACCAUAUGUAACAACACCUGCACAGGAUUGGUACAUCUGAACAUCACACCUGCGGGACAGGUACAGGAUGGCAACAACAACUGUCUGAGUUACACCAGGAACGCACAAUCCCUCCAUCAGUGCUCAGACUGUCCGCAAUAGGCUGAGAGAUGCUGGACUGAAGGCUUGUAGGCACAUCACCGGCACAAACCCACCAUCGCUGGACCACACAGGACUGGCAAAAAGUGCUCUCCUCUGAUGAGUCGCGGUUUUGUCUCACCAGGGGUGAUGGUCGGAUUCGCAUUUAUCAUCGAAGGAAUGAGCAUUACACCGAGGCCUGUACUCUGGAGCAGGAUCGAUUUGGAGGUGGAGGGUCCGUCAUGGUCUGGGGGCGGUGUGUCACAGCAUCAUCUGACUGAGCAUGUUGUCAUUGCAGGAAAUCUCAACACUGCGUUACAAGGAAGACAUCCUUCUCCCUCAUGUGGUACCCUUCCUGCAGGCUCAUCCUGACAUGACUCUCCACAGCAUGCCAAUGCCACCAACCAUACUGCUCGUUCUGUGCUUGAUUUCCUGCAAGACAGGAAUGUCAAUGUUCUGCCAUGGCUAGCAAAGAGCCAAGAUCUCAAUCCCAUUGAGCAUGUCUGGGACCUGUUGGAUCAGAGGGUGAGGGCUUGGGCCAUUCCCCCCAGAAAUGUCUGGGAAUUUGCAGGUGCCUUGGUGGAAGAGUGGGGUAAAAUCUCACAGCAAGAACUGGCAAUUCUGGUGUAGUCCAUGAGGAGGAGAUGCGCUGCAAGUAAUUAAUGCAGCUGGUGGCCACACCAGAUACUAACUGUUACUUUUGACCCCACCUUAGUUCAGGGACACAUUAUUCCAUUACUGUUACUCAGAUGUCUGUAGAACUUGUUCAGUUUAUGUCUCAGUUGUUGAAUCUUGUUAUGUUCAUACAAAUAUUUACACAUAAAAAUAAAUGCAGUUGACAGUGAGAGGAGUUUUUUAUACACAAAAGUAUGUGGCGCCCUUUCAAAUUAGUAGAUUAGCCUUUUCAGCCACACCCAUUGCUGACAGGUGUAUAAAAUCUAGCACAUUUCCAUGCAAUCUCCAUUGACAAAUAAUGGCAGUAGAAUGACCUUACUGAAGAGAUCAGUUACAUUCAACAUGUCACCGUCAUAGAAUGCCACAUUUACUACAAGUCAGUUCGUCAAAUGUAUGUCCUUCUAGAGCUGCCCUGGUCAACUGUAAGUGCUGUGAUUGUGAAGUGGAAACCUCUAGGAGCAACAACGGCUCAGCUGCGAAGCGGUAAGCCACACAAGCUCACAGAACGGGACUGUCGAGUGCUGAAGCGGGUAACGCGUAGAAAUCGUCGGUCCUCGGCUGCAACACUCACUACUGACUUCCAAACUGCCUCUGGAAGCAACGUCAGCACAAGAGCUGUUCGUUAGGAGCUUCAUGAAAUGGGUUUCCGUGGCCAAGCAGCCACAAACAAGCCAAAGAUCAGCAUGCGCAAUGCCAAGCGUUGGAUGGAGUGGUGUAAAGCUCUCCGCCAUUGGACUCUGGAGCAGUGGAAACACGUUCCCUGGAGGGAUCAAUCACGCUUCACCAUCUGGGAGUCCGACGGACGAAUCUGGAAUGAAACAUUUGACGAGCUGGUGUCCACAUACUUUUGGUCAUGUAGUGUAGCUGGCUAGCUCAUUUGGAAAAUUUCAGUUGAAACUUUACAGGGUGAGGUCUGGGUAUAUUUCAAUAAAUUUAUACAUAUAUAUGCAAUGUUCAUACAUCAUUACUAUCAAUAAAGUCAAGAAGUUUGUAUCAAUUUCCUGUUUGAUGUAUGACAUGAC
Molecule: messenger RNA, 4634 nt
Organism: Oncorhynchus nerka (sockeye salmon)
Lineage: Eukaryota; Metazoa; Chordata; Actinopteri; Salmoniformes; Salmonidae
Product: pro-adrenomedullin-like
Exons: 4
Coding region: 113-769 (218 amino acids)
Biological process (GO): regulation of systemic arterial blood pressure; adenylate cyclase-activating G protein-coupled receptor signaling pathway; adrenomedullin receptor signaling pathway
Cellular component (GO): extracellular region
Molecular function (GO): adrenomedullin receptor binding; hormone activity
Source: RefSeq, a predicted model, not a curated record